Molecule: messenger RNA, 315 nt
Organism: Spodoptera exigua (beet armyworm)
Lineage: Eukaryota; Metazoa; Arthropoda; Insecta; Lepidoptera; Noctuidae
Source: the annotation of a GenBank genome assembly
AUGUACAAAUUUAAUCGAGUUAUCAUCGGAUGUGCAGUUUUGUCGGUAGCUACGGCAGCCGUCCUCCCUGAUGAUGCUCAAGCUACAAUAGUGGACUACGUUAAUAAUAAUGACGGAACUGGCAAUUAUAACUUCAGGUUUGAGACUUCCAAUGGCAUAACACGUGAAGAAACUGGUAGCGUGGUCAACCCCGGACAAGAAGACCAAUACAUUGAAGUUCAUGGAUCGUACUCUUAUAUAGAUACAAAUGGUCAAACCGUCAAAGUCAAGUAUAGUGUUGAUAAAGACGGUUAUCACAUCGAUAAUGAAGAAUGA